AUGGAGGGCGAGGACGUGGACGUGGACGUGGCAGUAGGGCUGUGGCUCGACGCACAGGGCGGAGCGGACGAUGCGGCGCACACACAGCCCGUCGUCGAUGAUGGACGGCAUUCCGUGCUGCAAGGAGAAGAGGACACCGGACGACUAGGAGCCAGACGCGGCGGCACAAGGCUGGAGCCAAAUGGCAGCACGGGGAAGAGUAUGCUUAUCCAGAGCAAGGCGACCGACGGGGGGCUUCUGCCAGAAGGCCUCGUACCGCCGAUGGAACGGGUGGACAAGAUGCCGCCCAGCAAGAGGUCGCGAUCCUCCGAGUCCUCCCCCUCCUCCUCGCACGAUCCAUCCGUGGCCAGAAGCGUCUAG
Messenger RNA from Metarhizium brunneum ARSEF 3297, 360 nucleotides. RefSeq lists its product as uncharacterized. Lineage: Eukaryota; Fungi; Ascomycota; Sordariomycetes; Hypocreales; Clavicipitaceae. The record is from RefSeq and is a predicted model, not a curated record.